This is a messenger RNA of Aureobasidium pullulans EXF-150, 2091 nucleotides long. RefSeq lists its product as uncharacterized. The transcript has 3 exons. The record is from RefSeq and is a predicted model, not a curated record. Gene Ontology annotation, biological process: DNA-templated transcription; regulation of DNA-templated transcription. Lineage: Eukaryota; Fungi; Ascomycota; Dothideomycetes; Dothideales; Saccotheciaceae. Gene Ontology annotation, molecular function: DNA-binding transcription factor activity, RNA polymerase II-specific; DNA binding; zinc ion binding. Bases 1 to 2091 code for a protein of 696 amino acids.
AUGGACGAACAGAGCAUCCGGUCGUCGCAGCGUGUCUCGCGAUCAUGCGUCGAGUGCAGCCGGCGAAAGAUCAAGUGCGACAAGAAGAUCCCGUGUAAGCCAUGUGUGCGCCGGAAUCUCGCCCACGAAUGCCAGCGGCCCAUCACCCGCGUCCGGGGCAUGCUUACAGUGGCGAGCACCGUCGACCGUCUGUCUGCAGACUCCGAGGACAAUACCGUCGAUGAACUGCUCAAAGAGCGAUGCGCUCUCCAGGCGCAGAUCGCCGAACUCGAGACUGCGCUAGCCCUGUCAAAACCAUGUGGGCAUACUCACGGCACUAAACCAGAGUCGCAUCAAGGUCAGACGUCCAUGGCCGCCUUCGAAGACCUUGUACCUGCUCUUGAGCAGUUCGACCUCCAAGUGUCGCACGAUUCGGACCCUGUUGCCUUGUCGGAAAAAGACAUGGCCGAUCGCCUAUACGAACCCUCGACCGACCCCGUCUUCCUCCUCCUUCCAUCGAGAGAGAUCAGCGAACAGCUAGUGACGUAUUCGCUAAGGACGCUUGGUUGGUUACACGGUGCUGUGCAUGCGCCCGAGUUUGUCGCAGAGCACGAAGAGUUCUGGAACCAAAUACACAAUGGUGUCCCGCUAGACGCCAAGGAUCGACCUUGGCUCGCUCUAUACUUUGCUCUUCUGGCCACUGGUCUGCUCUACCUAGAUCCUGAGGAAGUGCCUGCCAUAUCGGAUCUACCUCAGCUGAAUCUUCAUCAGUAUCAGCAACAUGAUGAGAUGAGAUAUGCCGUUCACACGUCACGCCUCUGGUAUGAGGUUGCUCUGAAAGAGGUCGAACGCUAUGGCUGCUCGGGUUCGCCAUCUUUGAGAAUUGUACAGGCGCUGUCAGUACUGACUCUCUGCCACUCCAACUUUGGCGAACCUCAACGAGAGUGGCUGUUCACCGGCUGGGCAGCCAGUAUCGCGCGCUGUCUCGACAUGCAUCGUCUGGGCAGUGAGGUUGCUCAUGCUCGACACUUAAGCAACAGGCCUGAAUGGUCGACUUUUGAAAGACGCGAAUUGGGUCGUCGCGUUUGGUGGACUUAUGUAAUUCGAGACUGGCUAGGCAGUUGGUCUCGCCCACCUGCUAUCACUCCAGCCAGCUUUUGUUGCAAGUUCUCGACUGAGAACGAGGCUAACCAUGAUGUGAUCAUCGAAACACCAACGCAUACUUCAAGCCCUUCGCCACUCGUUUACCAGUCCGUCAUGUGCCGAUUGUCGUACAUCUUUUACAUUUACAUCAAAGUCAACACGCAUCAGAACGCAUCCAAAUUCAUCAAAGCGCUGGAGGAGAUUGAGAUUGUCAAGAGGAACCUGCCCUUGCAUUUGUCGAACAAAUUCCCUGCCAACAUUGAUGACGAGGAAUGGGAGGCCACGCAUAGCUGGAUCACUUUCCAGCGAUUCCUCAUAACCCAUGGCAUCGAGUUUAUGUUGCUCAGCAUCGCACGUACCUUGGCCAUGGGAAAUAUCGGCAGCGAGCAAACCCGUUAUCGCGAGGCAGCCAUGGCUUCAGCUAUGAGCAUUCUACACAGCUACCUGUCUCCGGUGCCGCGAGUAUAUAAGCUUGUCUGGACAAUUUCGGCUUCGACUGUUGCAGCUGCGGUAUACACAUCUCUGGACAUACUCAUGAACCCCCAGGACUACACACCUCAGAAAAGACAGGAGCAUGUUCAUCUGCUGAAACAAGUUGUCCAAGAAUUGAGCAAGUACAGCCACGUCGCUAUUCACGCCGCAAAGGGCUCGGCAUCAAUUCAAAAGCUCCUGGCACGUCUUGAGCAGAACUUCUCCAUGUCCCACCUCUCUGUUCAUGACAUUCUUCGCCAUCUGACGACCCAGGAGAUGCCUUCAGCCGCUGGCACAACAGGAACUGUGGCAGAUGGCUAUGUCCUGCCAGCCCAGACGAUUCCAGUACCUACGGAUGGCUGGAAUGAGAUGAUGGUUGGUCAUGAUAUGACUAUGCCACACAUGGACCAAGGCCAUAUCGAUGGACUGCUCGGUCCUUCCGACACCUGGGACAGCUUCAUGGAGUUCCCGACUUUCCAUCAGCACUACAACGGGUGA